This is a messenger RNA of Drosophila busckii, 5469 nucleotides long. RefSeq lists its product as uncharacterized. The transcript is spliced from 14 exons. Gene Ontology annotation, biological process: regulation of ARF protein signal transduction. The record is from RefSeq and is a predicted model, not a curated record. NCBI's taxonomy places the organism in Eukaryota, Metazoa, Arthropoda, Insecta, Diptera, Drosophilidae. The coding region runs from base 1 to 4449 and encodes 1482 amino acids. Gene Ontology annotation, molecular function: protein binding; guanyl-nucleotide exchange factor activity; phospholipid binding.
AUGACCGAGGAAUUGAAAGUGGUGCUGCGUCGCAGUCGCAGCGAACAGCAUUCUGGUUUCGGAUUUUCACUGCUUGGAACGACUGGACCGCCGCAUGUCAUCUACGACAUUGUUGAGAAUUCGCCGGCUGCUGAUAGCGGUGCGGUGGAGGCGGGUGAUGUUAUAUUGAAAGUCAAUGGCAUUGAUGUGCAUCGUCAUACAACAAAAGAAGUGCUGAAAUGUCUGCGUUUGUCUGAGAACUUAGUUACCUUGGAGCUGAAACGAGAUCCCAAGCUAAAGGCGCGCAUAAAAGAGCAGCUGGCCAAUACGCAUAGUCCACACUAUGUGGACAUUGAAUCUCCUUUGAAUAUUUAUGACUAUAGCAGCAGUCCAAACUCUGCUUCGCCCAAGCAUCAGCGACAGCAGCAGCAGCAGCAGCAUAAGGCAGCAACCACGCCCACAAAUGCUGGAUCACCAGCGCUGCGCUACAAGUCGUCGCCCUCGCAUUUGCCUUCAUUGCGCCAGCAAUCGCCAACAGCAACAACAGCAAUCAGCUCGAUAGCAACAACAACAACACAACAUACGCACAGUCGCAAUUCUUCCGCCAGCUCCACCAAAAUACAAAUGGUAGAGUCCACCAUUAUAACGAGCAGCACAAGCAACAGUUAUAUUGCCACAUCACCAACAUCAGCAGCAGCUGCAGGCAGCGGCGCCACCUCGCCAACAUUUCGACCAUCACGCAUUCCACAGGCGCUCAAAGCAGCGCAGCCCAAGCAGCUGCAAUCGCCGCAGCAUAAGCGACCACGCCCCUCCCAAAUACCCACAAAGGCAGCCAACGGCAACUCCAUACAGCAGCCACAGCAGCAACAGCAACUUCCGCCGCCGCUGCAGCAUUCCAAUAGCUACAGCGGCAGUCCGGCGCUAACGCGUCAACGUCACGGCGCAGAGCGCGAGUCGGAGCGUGAGCCAGAGCCCAACUCGGCGCCACCGCAGCCUGCCAAGGCGCCACGCUUCGAGGCUUAUAUGAUGACCGGCGAUCUUAUACUGAAUCUAAGCCGCACGCCGCAGUCCAGCAAUUUGCUUACAGCGCAGGCCAAGAAGGUGGACAGUCUGCGAGACUUUCCCAAGCGCACGCUGGGCAGCGCUCGUGCCAAUGGCGCCUUAGCGCCGCGUGCUUCCGGUGAAAGUUCGCCCACUUCGUCUUCCUCGGUGGACUCGCCUACCAAUACCAACACCAGCUCGGAUUCGGUUAGGCGUGAGGCUAAAAUGCAGCGUGGCCAACAGCAGCAACAGUUGCAGCAGCAGCAGCAACAACAACAACGUGAUAGCAUUAACAACAGCUACAAUCGACGGGACUCGCUGACCAACGAUACGCUGCUUAUGUGCGAUGAGCUGGAGCGUGAUGAGGACGCUAGUCUGGAGUAUGGCGACAAUAAGCGUCGGCAGCAGCAGCAGCUGCGUCAGCGUCAACAGCAGCAGCAGCAACAACAACAGCAGCAGCAGCGCUAUGAGUACUAUCAGAAUGAAGAUGAUUUGGAGGCGGAGCAGGAGGAGCGUGAAGAGGAUCAAACGCACUACGACAUUACCAACAUAGAAACCUAUCAAAGCGGUUUGGGCCGUGGCGAUGAGGAUGACAGCGAUCGGCAGUGUCUAGUGGAUGAUGAUGAUGACGAAGUGGACUACAAUGAGGAAGAAAACGAUGCAGGCGAUGAGGAGUACUCCACCAAUUCGCUGGGCUCAGCCAAGCAGCGUUUGCGCGCGCUCAAGCAGCGCAGCCGACAGCAGCAGCGCCAACGCGAUGCCGUUGAUUGCGCACGUGCCCAAGCUGGCUACUCUGGCUCCACCAGCAACUCCUCGGGCACAGUGAAAAGCGAAGCUAUCUUGGGCUUAGUGCAAGAUGAAACUUCGUUCUCAGUGCCUACAUCGCCCAUUUCGCUGUCAGCGCCGCUUGUGGAUAAGGAAACGGCCAGCUCGGUGCCCACCAGUCCGGAGCCCAGUUCGUUGGCGCCCGAGUCUAGCAAUGCGGCGGUGGUGGUGCGUCGCCACAAUGGCCAUGUGGUGCGCAAAUGUGAUGCAGCUGGAUUUCGCACUAGUAAAUCUGAAGAUCAUUUGCAGCAAAUACAGCGUGAGGGCAUUGCGGCUGUGAUACCCAUUGACAUUGAUGAGGAUGUAAAUAGCUCACUCAACACGUUGCUCGAUACGCGUCAUGACUCGGAGGACUCGCAGGCAUCGAAUCGUGAUCGCAUUGUUUGGACCUACAAUGCACCAUUGGCGCCACAUCAGCUCGCGUUACUACAGCAGCAGCAGGAACAACAACAACAGCAGCAGCAGCAAUACUACGGUCAGCAAUCGCAUUCAAAUUCACAUUCAAGUUCCAUUAGUUCAUCGCCUCAGCAUUCGGCAGUCGGCAGUCCGAACUCGCCCACGUCUGUGUCGUCGUCCGUCAUGUCAUCCUCAGGCUCAAAGAGCGCGCAGCAACAGACGCCUCCACAGCAGCGUCUGCAGCAGCAGCAACCACAGCAGCCAGUUGCAUUGCCAGGUCUGUUGAGCUGUCCAAAUGGUGCUGGCGGCGGCGGUGGUGGUGGUGGUAAUGGUGGUGGUGGUAGUGGUCUUGGUGGUGGUGCUGGCUUUGGCAACGAUCAGAGCGUCUCAGAGGCCAUUUCAAAUAUCUCUAGUCCCGACUAUCAAGAUGACGAUAAUUUAUUGAGUUCUCGCGAUAUUCUAGGCGGCAUGGUACUUAGCGAUCCCAGCGACUCGGACUCCACCAUACUCGUCUCGGAUGCGGCCGCGCAGCAGCGUCAGCAGCAUCAGCAGCUCAAGCAGCACCUGCGCAAUCAGCAGCAGCAACGCGAGCGUGAGCGCGAACGUGAGCGCGAUUCAUCAGAGCAUAAGCUGGUCAUACAAGUGCGCGGCAUGGACAAUAGCAACCACAGCAGCGUUACGCGCUCCGAGGAUGAGGGUCACACACACUACUCCGAGGAGCAGCUAACCGCGGUGGCUACACGCGAUGGUUCGCCGCCAGUCUCGGACGAUGGCAGCGAUGUGGAGUCGCUGCAUUCGUAUCAUUACUCACCCAAGGCUGUGGAUAUGCCUUCGGCCAUACGCCUGGCCAAAAGACUGUACUGCCUGGAUGGCUUUAAGAAGAGCGAUGUGUCGCGGCAUCUAAGCAAGAACAACGACUUUAGUCGCGCUGUUGCCGACGAGUAUCUCAAGCAUUUUAGCUUUGAAACUAAAUCCUUGGACUUGGCGCUGCGCGAGUUUCUGCAGCAGUUUUCGCUCUCAGGCGAAACACAAGAGCGCGAGCGUGUUCUGGUGCAUUUCUCCAAACGUUUUCUUGACUGCAAUCCAGGCACUUUCAACUCACAGGAUGCUGUGCACACGCUUACCUGCGCCAUUAUGUUGCUUAACACCGAUCUGCAUGGUCAGAAUAUAAAUCGCAAAAUGAGCUGCGCCGAGUUUGUGGACAAUCUAGCCGAUCUCAAUGAUGGCGAGAACUUUCCCAAGGAUGUGCUCAAGUAUUUGUAUCAGGCCAUUAAAACAAAGCCAUUGGAAUGGGCGCUCGAUGACGAUGCAGCUGAGCAGCAGCGUUCUAAUAAUAAUACUGGCCUCACCGGCAUUAGUCAGAAUCCAUUCUUGGACGCACCCGAAUCAGCUACAGCAAUCGAAUAUAAAAAGGGUUAUGUGAUGCGUAAAUGUUGCUAUGAUACUAGCUUCAAAAAAACGCCAUUUGGUAAACGCAGCUGGAAAAUGUUCUUUAUAACAUUGCGGGAUCUUGUGCUUUAUUUGCACAAGGACGAACAUGGCUUUCGCAAGAGUCAAAUGUCCGACAAUCUGCACAAUGCAAUACGCAUACAUCACGCACUGGCUACAAUGGCCAAUGACUAUACCAAGAAGCAACAUGUGUUCCGACUGCAAACAGCCGAUCAGGCAGAGUAUUUGUUUCAAACCAGUGACUCCAAGGAGCUGCACUCAUGGGUAGAGACUAUUAACUAUGUAUGCGCAGCUUUCUCAGCGCCGCCACUGGAAGGCGGCGUGGGCAGUCAGAAGCGCUUCCAGCGUCCGCUGCUGCCCAGCGCGCAAACCAAACUGCUGCUGAAGGAGCAAUUGGAGUCGCAUGAGCUGCAAGUGUCGCAGUUAACAACUGAGCUAGCUGCGCAUCAGAAGAUACCAGUGCCCAGCAAAGGUUUGCCACUGCAAAACUACAAGGAAAAGGAAAACUAUUUGCAAUAUGAACUGCGUCGCUAUGAGUCCUAUGUUAGCAUUCUAACCGCCAAAAUGCUCGCCGAUCAACAGCCUUCAGAGUCGCUAUUGCUACAGUCAAGCCAGCAGCCGCCAAUGCAGCCACACGACGAGGAUGCGGAUACAUUCCCCGAGGCCACAACGCCGCAUAGUAUUAACAACCAGCAACAGCAGCAGCAGCCGCCGCCACAACAAUCCACCAACAGCAGAAAAGAGAAGAAAAAGAAAUAAUUACGCUUUUUCGUUUUCGAUCAUCACACUCACUCACACACACACACACACAAACAGACACACUCAUGCACUUACACCUUUGGCAAUUGCUUAAUGUCCAUACAAAAUACUCCAAUUGCCUGUCCGAGCACACACAACAACAAGAACACCACACACACACACACUCUCAAGCACAUCACUCACAUGCACAAGGAUCAGUUGGCAAGAGAGGGAGCACUCCAAGUGGGGUAUGGAAGGGAAGACAAGUCAGUCUCAGUCUAUGCGUUGCGGCUGUGCCGUGACGGUCGCAUAACAGUCUGCCAAUAAAUAAUUUUGAAUUUAUGUACAUUUUCUUAAAUUAAGCACAACAACAAUAUUAAUUUGACAACUAAUUUGUAACUGAAGUUGUUAAGGUUAUCAACAGUCCUAAUUGUAAACAGUUGUUCAGCAAGCGAUUGGGCAUUGCUAUAAAUCUCUCGAGAUAUAGGUUUCAUAGUUUUCGAGUCUAUGAAGCCAAAUUAAGCGUUAAUUACCAUACUUAUUAUUUUGACAGCAAUCGUUCGUAUACUUUGCUGAACGGCUUUUUGUCUUUAUCAGAAAAAAACAUAUGUACACCUACGAGUGUACGCCCGAUUUCGAUAAUUAAUUUAUAUAAUUCAAAAUUACUAUACAUAUUCAUAUACUUACAUCAUUACCUAUGCUAUCAUUAUAAAUGAUAAAAAUAAAUUAUUAAACAUCUUCACUACACAAUAAAUAUAAAAAGAUAACAAAAAAGUAUAAAAAACGAAUACAACAGCGAAUUAUGUGAAGCGAUAUUUACAUUUAAAUAUACAAACAAAUAUAUAAUUUGUUAAUUGGCCUUUUUGCAAUAAGUGGACAUUCUCUAAUAUUGUGUACUGUUGCAUUUUGUAUUUAUUUGAACAACAAUUGGUUGAAUAGCGCGACAAGUCCGUAGUUAGAAUAUGAAAUUACACACACACACACACUCAUACCCAAUACACAAACACACACACACAUACACACAAGAGAAGAAAACAAAUA